AUGAUGAUGAGACACCUGGCAGCUAUUGGUGAAACGUAUGCCCAAACUGCCCUUGAAGAUGCUGCUUGGAACCUGUGGCAUGUAAAUCCUUCUCAGGCCAGCACAUCUACAUCCACUUCUUCUUCAAACAAUCCAAAUCCUUUCACAAGUACUGUAAGACACCAAGGAGGACACACUACUCGGGGUGGGGGUGGGUCCCUUAUCAGAACCAUGCCAACUCCACUUGUCCCGGAUGUUGACUUGUCAAACAUAAUCGCCAUGGUUGAAACCGUUCGUGAAGUCCUUCCCCAUGUCCCUGAUGAAUUAAUAUUACAGGGACAAUGGAGGUGGUCAAGUGAGACCAUGUUGCUUUUAUUGGGGUCUAGUGCUUAUAUUUGGGAGUUGGGACUGGAUAAUAAAGCUGUGGAAGAUUUUGAUGAUUGGAUUAAUUGGCUUACGUAUAAAGGUGGAGUUGGAGUGAAAGGAGACAAUAGUUGGGAAUCUUGGCGGGAUGAAGAACAGGCACAUAUCCAGAAAAUCAGAGGGCGUGUACUUGAAACUAUAUUGUGCUUGAGGUUCUUCAUAUUUCAAUACGAGAUAGUCUACAAGCUCCAGCUCACUGAAAAUCAUACAUUAUUAUUGAUAAGGAAGGUAGAUCUGACUUGGGACAUGGAGGCUGAUGAAGGAGACAAUUACACACAUAUUCCAGUAAGAAAUAGAGUUGGAUGA
Molecule: messenger RNA, 708 nt
Organism: Lactuca saligna
Lineage: Eukaryota; Viridiplantae; Streptophyta; Magnoliopsida; Asterales; Asteraceae
Source: the annotation of a GenBank genome assembly